Messenger RNA from Python bivittatus (Burmese python), 3438 nucleotides. NCBI's taxonomy places the organism in Eukaryota, Metazoa, Chordata, Lepidosauria, Squamata, Pythonidae. The record is from RefSeq and is a predicted model, not a curated record.
CGAGGCGGGCGGAAGGCGGAAGUGAAGGCUUGCCGAGAGGGAGCGAGGGGGCAGCCAGAUGGAGGAAGAGGAGUGGCGGCAGUACCCCCCUUCUCGUUGCUAGGUAAUAGGGCCAGGAAAGGGGGAUGGCGAUGGCUAUAACAUAAUCUUCAUCAAAGCCACAAUAAUUCCAGAACACAAGCACCAUGGAACACCUCAGGUCUGGGACUGGAGCUUUGUGUAAACCCCAGCCAGAUUUUCCUGAUUUGGGCAAGACUGUUUUGAGCCCUUGCAGCCUUUGUGAUGCAGGAUGCAGGAAGCAAAAUGUUAACUGUUGGCCAGAGUUCCCCAAAGUAUUGCAGUUGCAAAGCCUCUCCUGGCCAAGAAAAGCUAUUGAGUCUUCGGAAGGCUGAGAUUUUUAGUUGUGAAAAAGGUGCUAUGGAGACAAAAAUGCUUUGGAAUGGCAGUUGUGAUCGCGAUAAUGGCAGCUUGCACUUUACUGAUUAUAAAACUCCCAGUAAUGAAACUGGUUCUUGUAACUGUCAGAGAGAGGUCUCUGAUCUCUCUGCAGCUUAUUCAGAGGAAGAGAAUGACUUAUGUGGCUUUAGUUGCCAGCAAUGGCCUUCAGGAUUCAAGGAGAAGGACACAUCUACGCUGCUGUUAGGCCAAGAAGUAGACAUUGAAGAUGGCCUGGCUACAAAAGCCAAGGAAGAAUUCCCUGAUUGCACUCGGGCUCCUGGUGGAAGAAAAGUUGCCCGGCAACAAAGACAACGCUCUGCUCCUAAAGACAAAGGAGAAGGUCAUUUUGUACCCUCUGUGGGGAAACACAGACAGACUAGGAAGAGAAGUGAUGGUGGGCGUCAUCAUGUCCAAACUGAGUUGCUGAAGCAUCUGGAAGGUUUGGCUUCGUUCUGUGUUUCCUGCUUCAGACUGUUUAUCAGCGUAAUUGUACAGGUCACCCUCCGGUGUGGCGAGGGUGUGGAAGCUGGUGGGAAGCUCUUGUACUCUUGCUGCUCCUUCAGCCUGCAUGAUUUAAACACCAUUCAAACUGACAUGCAGACUUGGAUACAGCGUGGAAGGAUAGGGUGCAGAAAAUUGACACGACAGCUAGCCUUAUGGUUGUCACUAACUUACCGCCUGCUUAAGAUGCUCUGUGCUAUUCUCUUCCUAGUGCUUAUGCUUCUCCUGGGUAGUAUAAGACUCUGCUGGAAGGUUUCCAAAUCAGUCCUACUCAAUAUUCUGAGUAGAAUGACUCAUACUAGUCAUGGAGCCUGGCUUCUCUCAGCUAUUGAUUUCCCUCAAAUUUGGGCCUUCUUCAGAGAAUGCAGGAUUUGCAAAUGGAUGGCAAGUUUACUGCUUAAGUGGCAUGCUCUCCUUUGGAUGCCCAAAGGAUUAAGGACCACCCAGUCAGGGAGCACUGCUGAUAAUGAAUCUCCGGGUGGAUCUGGGCCAUUCCAGCCUGGUGAAGAGGUGACUCGUUUGCUGGCUAUGGCACAUACCCCUGAAGAAGAACUCAAUCCUUUUCAGGUGUUGGGCUUAGAAGCAACAGCUUCAGAUGUCGAAUUGAAGAGAGCCUAUCGGCACUUGGCAGUACUGGUUCACCCAGACAAGAAUGAGCAUCCACAAGCAGAGGAGGCAUUCAAGGUACUGCGGGCAGCUUGGGAUAUUGUCAGCAAUCCAGAAAAGAGGAAGGAGUAUGAAAUAAAGCGCAUGGCAGAAACAGAGCUGACUAAGUCAAUGAAUGAGUUCCUUUCCAAGCUUCAGGAUGACCUGAAGGAAGUCAUGAACACAAUGAAGUGUAACAAGUGCCAAGGGAAGCACAAGAGGUUUGAGAUGGAUCGUGACCCCUUAUAUGCACGCUACUGUGCAGAAUGUAACAAACUUCAUGCAGCUGAGGAAGGUGACUUCUGGGCGGAAUCCAGCAUGCUAGGAUUGAAGAUCACGUACUUUGCCAUGAUGGAUGGAAAGGUUUAUGACAUCACAGAAUGGGCUGGCUGCCAGCGAGUGGGAAUCUCUCCAGAUACGCACCGAGUUCCAUAUCACAUUUCUUUUGGAUCAAGAGGUUCUGGAGGACGCCAGAGAGCUGCUUCAGACAGUAGCCCUGCUUCUGCUGCAGAACUACAGGACUUCUUCAACCGUAUCUUCCAAGGGAAUCCUGGGCAGAUGCCAAACGGGAACUUUUUCAGCACAUCCCAGCCACCAGCCACUGGGAAUGUGCCGACACCUCCUGCCUCUUCUUCAAAAGUAGACAGUACCUUCCAGAAGGGCGAUUCAAAGCAGAAACGGCGGAAAAAAGUGCGACGCCCUUUUCAGCGCUAAGGACCUGACUGGGAGUGAAAUCUCCCUGGCUUUUCAUCAGGUAGCAAAAGGGCUGUUUUAAAAAGGAAGAAGUAUUCUUGUUAAGAGACAAACCUCCAGGCUCCUCUGGACUCAUUUAUAACCCUGUAACUUCUAGGUGGAAAAAAAUAUUCUCCACUGCAAUUGUUAAUAUGGAUCCUGUGAUACCAAAGAACUCCUUUGGAUGUUUUCCUGACAGCACUGCAAUGAAAAUAUGGUAUGGACAGGUGUGGGGUGUGGAUGAUAUUGAGCCUUUAAAUGUCCAAUAACAUGCUUUUAUAAUCGUCUAGUGCUCCUUCUUGAGCCGGACUAUGGCUGCCAUCAAUUACUUUAGUUGAUUAUUACCCUUGUCCACAAAGAUGUUUGGCCUGGAAUCUCUUUUGUUUCAUCCCAAGGCUUUGAAGAAAAAUAAAAUGUAAGAGGAUGACUUAGUGCCCAGGGAAGACUUGGUUUGCCUGUGAUAACUUUUAAAAUGGGCAGGAAAGGAGAUCCUGUUUGGCAACGGUCUUCUUAUCCCAUCCUGGGUGUUCUGCCACCUAGAUUAAAUGAUGAGAGGAGAUCUGCUCCCCACAUGGAAUUUAUUUGUGAAAAAUUUAGUUCAUUGCCUUCCAUGCAAAGGAAUUCGUCUGGACUGUACUUUUAGUAAAGAUAGGGGGAAAUGUAGAUGCACCCUAGUUAUUGUUACUUACUUACUACUCAGGAUUAUGCCAAGUAAGCUUUUCCUUCUUCAUGGAGACCCAAAUGUUGCCCAAUUCCAUUGCAAGACUACUGAGCGGAGGUGUUUUGCACCACCACAUGAUUAAAGAGCAAAUGGCCACUCCUGACUCUGGAUGUAAAGUGACUAUUUAAGAGAUCGAUGUUACUGAUGUUCUAAGGUGCUUGUUUGUUCUUCCUGGAUCCUAGCAAGUACAUACUGUUUGUCUAUGCUGGCCUAUGACUGUGGUCAAGUCAAUUAAGAAAUGGAUGUGUUAGGUGACAAUUUUAGCAUGGAUGGCUAGCUCUAUAAUUGUUCAACCUCUUUUAUAGAAGGUUACUUUUUUAAAAGUUCAAAUUUGUAUGUACAUACAUAUAUUUAAUACAAUAUGUAUUAUCCUUUCUAUAAAUAUGUAUCAAUGCCUUGGA